This is a messenger RNA of Eucalyptus grandis, 2021 nucleotides long. RefSeq names its product probable zinc metalloprotease EGY1, chloroplastic. Bases 192 to 1883 code for a protein of 563 amino acids. The record is from RefSeq and is a predicted model, not a curated record. The transcript has 10 exons. NCBI's taxonomy places the organism in Eukaryota, Viridiplantae, Streptophyta, Magnoliopsida, Myrtales, Myrtaceae. Gene Ontology annotation, biological process: proteolysis.
GAUAUCCUCCUCCCUCCCCCUCAAGCUCCAGCUCCACUCUCUCUCUCUCUCUUUCUCUCUCUAGCUCUCUCCGAUUUUGGCGCCAAAUUUCGAGGGAUUUCCGAUUCGUUUCCGAGCUCUGCGCCGGCUCCGAUCCCGUCCCGCCUUCCGCCGACGCUUGUCGCAGCGGGGAGGUGUCCCGCCGCCGCCCGAUGGGGACGCUAACGAGCUGGAGCUUCGGCGCGCUCAGCAUCAGGCUCCGUUCCUCGUCUCCCGUGGUGCGCGCUCGCGGCGCCGGAGCUCGGCCUUUCCAGCCCGCGAGGUCGAGGGGCCCGUGCUUUCUGUGCGGGAGAGGCGGUUCGGUUUCGUAUAGGAGGUUAGAUAGGUUCCGGCGAUUCAGCAGCGGCGGCGGCGACGGUGGCGGCGGCGGCGGCGACGGCGAUUAUAGGCCGGAGAGCGAGAAUGACUCGGGGAAAGAGUCGAGCGUGACCACCGCGGAGCCGCCGCCGCCCCCGCCGGCCCCGCCCGAAGAGGCUGAAGAGAGGAGCCGCGCUGAGUUCGAGCCUGAGAAGAUUUCGUCGAGGCUGCCAGAAACACCUUCAUUUGGACCAACUUACACUAGCUUUCAAGUAGACUCUUUUAAACUUUUGGAGCUUCUUGGACCGGAAAAAGUUGAUCCUGCUGAUGUAAAACUAAUCAAAGAAAAGCUCUUUGGCUACUCAACAUUUUGGGUUACAAAAGAAGAGCCAUUUGGAGAUCUGGGUGAAGGUGUACUUUUUCUUGGAAAUCUCAGGGCAAAGAGAGAAGAUGUGUUUGCUAAGCUGCAAAAACAGCUGGUUGAAGUCACUGGAGAUAAGUACAAUCUUUUUAUGGUUGAGGAACCCAACUCAGAAGGACCUGACCCUCGAGGGGGGCCACGCAUUAGCUUUGGUUUGUUGAGGAAAGAGGUCUCAGAACCAAGACCAACAACUCUUUGGCAGUAUGUGAUAGCUCUAUUGCUAUUUCUUUUAACCAUCGGUUCAUCAGUGGAGUUGGGAAUUGCAUCUCAGAUAAAUCGUCUUCCACCGGAAGUUGUGAAAUACUUCACUGAUCCCGAUGCUGCUGAACCACCAGAUAUGGCGCUGCUAUUUCCAUUUGUGGAAUCUGCAUUGCCCGUAGCGUAUGGUAUCUUGGGGGUUCUAAUGUUUCAUGAAGUUGGGCAUUUGCUUGCUGCCUUUCCAAAGAAAGUUAAGUUGAGCAUUCCUUACUUUAUUCCCAACAUCACUCUUGGAAGUUUUGGUGCCAUAACUCAGUUCAAGUCCAUACUUCCUGAUCAGAGUACAAAAGUCGACAUUUCUUUGGCUGGGCCUUUUGCUGGUGCUGCACUCUCUUUCUCAAUGUUCAUAGUUGGUCUUCUGCUUUCAUCGAACCCUGAUGCUUCUGGAGAUUUGGUGCAAGUUCCUAGUAUGUUGUUUCAAGGUUCUUUGCUUCUUGGACUCAUCAGUAGAGCAACUCUUGGUUAUGCGGCAAUGCAUGCUGCUACUGUUUCGAUUCAUCCUCUUCUGAUUGCAGGAUGGUGUGGAUUGACUACAUCAGCCUUCAAUAUGCUCCCUGUAGGAUGCUUAGAUGGUGGAAGAGCUGUGCAGGGUGCCUUUGGUAAAGGUGCUCUACUAGGAUCUGGUCUGGCCACUUACACAAUGUUGGGAUUAGGAGUGUUGGGCGGACCUCUGUCACUUCCUUGGGGGCUUUAUGUUCUGAUAUGUCAGAGAACCCCGGAGAAACCAUGCUUGAACGACGUAUCAGAAGUCGGGACGUGGAGGAAAGGAGCGGUGGUAGCAGCUAUCGUGCUGGUUGUGCUGACGCUCCUCCCGAUAUGGGACGAACUGGCGGAAGAGCUAGGUAUAGGCCUCGUAACAACAUUCUGAUGUACAGUGGCAAAACUCAGAGAGAGAGAGAGAUGGUACAUAAGAGCACACGUUGGUUCAGCCCUCUUCAAAGGGCAAACCGGGAGCAAUUUUUGAAACGAUAGUGUCAAUAAAAAGUCCGCUCGAUAUUUUUUCUAA